Penicillium lagena is the source of this 1509-nucleotide messenger RNA. Its product is annotated as Sugar transporter STL1. The record is from RefSeq and is a predicted model, not a curated record. Gene Ontology annotation, molecular function: carbohydrate:proton symporter activity. The annotation marks the transcript as partial. Gene Ontology annotation, biological process: transmembrane transport; carbohydrate transport. Gene Ontology annotation, cellular component: membrane. The transcript has 9 exons. NCBI's taxonomy places the organism in Eukaryota, Fungi, Ascomycota, Eurotiomycetes, Eurotiales, Aspergillaceae.
AUGGGUUUCCGAGUAUGGCAGAGUGUUCCUGGAAAGCUGUUGCUCCUGGUUCUCAACCUUUUUACCGCAACGGCUUUGAUUUUCGAAGGUUACAAUCAAGGUGUGAUGGGUGGUGUCAGCGGUACAUCAGAUUUCAUUAGAGUCACGCAGAUUGGCUCAGACGGUGUCAUCACCAACGCGACUAAGCAAGGAGGAAUUGUCUCCGUCUACUAUUUCGGUUCCAUGUUUGGAUGCUUCAUUGCUGGGUGGUUCGGUGACAAAUAUGGCCGAAAGAAGGGCGUCUGGCUCGGCGCUGUCUUCGGCGUGCUUGGAGGAUCUCUCAUGGCUGCCAGCCAGAACGCCAACAUGUUCAUCUGUGCUCGAGUCAUUGCUGGCAUUGGAAUUGGGUUCAUCAACACGAUUGUGCCGCCAUGGAUCUCGGAACUUGCAAGAGCUCAUAAUAGAGGCGUAAAUUUCGCCUUGAUCUUUACCUCUAACUAUAUCGGUAUCACCAUUGCUUAUUGGCUCAACUACGGUGUUCGAAACAACUCAGAUGUAUCCUUCAAGUGGAGAUUCCCAUUGGCUUUGAUGACAGUCCCCCUCAUCCUGAUAGCCACUACCGUUGUGUUCUUGCCGGAAUCGCCUCGUUGGCUCAUUGCUAACAACCGCCGGCAAGAAGCUGUUGAUGUUCUAGCAAAGGUUCGUGGAGAUCUCCAUCACAACGAUCCUGCUCUUGUGGCGGAGGUUCAGCAGCUUGAGGCUGUUGUGGAAGCAUCUCAACACAAGCGCAACCGCAUCUGGAACAUUGCCUUUGGACGAUAUUCCGGUCGUCUCCACCUCGGUCGCCGUGCUUGGAUGAGUUUCUUUACACAGCAGAUGUUGAUGUGGAGCGGUAUUAUGGCCAUCACUACCUACUCAGGGGAGCUCUUCCACCAGGCUGGUUUCACUGCAUCCAAAUCUGCAUGGAUGUCCGGUUUCUGCAACACAUUCUGUGGCGUUUUUGGAACCCUGGCAGCUACCCUUGUCAUCGAUCGCUUCGGUCGAAUCAAGAGUAUGUUGACGGGAUUUUCGUGCCAGGGAGUUGUUCUCUUCAUGUGCGCUGCUUUCCUCAAAGUUUCUAAGGACACAGAUGAUGUUUCCAAAGCUGAGAAACUUGGUGUCGCUUCUGCCUCUAUGUUGUUCGUUUUCUUAUGGAUCUUCACCAUGUUCAUCAUUGUGCCAUGCUUUUUGUAUGCCACAGAGAUCUGGCCACAAGAGGUUAGGGCUCAAGGAUACGCCUUCGCAAUCUUUGGAUGGUCUGUGGGCUCUGGCCUUACAGCUUUGCUCAUCCCCAUCAUGUUGGCAAAUAUAGGAUACGGAACCUUCCUCCUUUUUGCCUGUUUCAAUAUCAUUGCAAUACCUGCAGUGUAUCUCAUUUACCCUGAGACCAAUGGCCGCUCCCUUGAAGAAAUGAACCUGCUCUUCGCUUCCCCUUCGCUCCUUGUUAGUGCCAACAAGCGCGAGUACGACAGAAUGCUCGAUCAGGCUGGU